AUGGUGGACAUUUCGAAUCUCUUUACCACGGAGAUCUUACCCAGCCUGCAAAACGGAAGCAAUUUCCCUAAAGACUUGCUCUUCUCCCUCUAUGGUGACGCAUACUUCAGCUCACAUCGGAUCGUCUGGGUACGUGUCUGUCUAAUCUUUUUCUACGCACUGUUUGCGUUCAUUGGGGUAUCCACGAAUGCCGCUGUUGUGUUCUUCCUGCUAAUCUGGCACCCCAAGUCCCUGCGCAACAUCACCAACCGCUUCGUGCUUGCUCUAGCCGUCUCGGACAUAUUCAUGUCGGGCUUCAACAUGCCCAUCCAGGCCUACUACGAGAUGCAGGAGAGGGCAUACUUCUCUAGCCUUGCCUGUCAACUCGUCUUCUCCACAUUCGGUCUUCCAAUGCACAUCUCAUGUCUGGUUAUCCUGGUCAUCGGCAUCGACCGCUAUCGAAUUAUCGUCUACCCCCUGAAACGACGCAUGUCGAAACACACGGCUUCCCUUACACUUCUGGCAAUUGCCAUUAUCAGUGUCAUCAGCGUUGUUCCGAUUGCAGUCUUCAGCAAGAGUAGUCAGGCCGUCACCAAACUUGAAGACGGUGAAAGGAAACCAAUAGAAUACUACUACUGUGUGGAGCAGUGGCCGUCGCCGGAAGUUCGCCUGUGCUACACCAUCUUCACUUUCACUGUGCAAUUCUUCCUACCUCUCUUCCUCACUGCAACCCUCUACAUGAGAAUCUACUUUCGUUUGCACGGCCGCCGAUUCCAAAAGCGUGACCUAGAACGAAAGAAGCGAACAAACAAGAUUUUAAUAGCUAUUGUGAUUUGCUUCUUCAUCUGCUGGACUCCAUGGAACGUCUUCUCCAUCAUCCUAGAAGUGUACGCCUAUCGGACUCAGAAGCGGAACCCCAACAACGACUUUCCUAUUUUUGAGACUGAGCACGGCAACAUGAGUGAGACGGUAGCCAUGAAGUUGCCGUUCUUUCCUGCUGCUCUGACAAAUCAGCACCUCGUGGAACUUGGUCACGGGGCGACUGAGGAAAGCAUUCACCAUUCACGGUCUUUGGAGAAGAGGUACAAUCUCUCAGACAUAAUUCCUCAGUCGCACCUGCUUUUUGGUGGACAUGCGAAGUUGAUUGACCUCACUCUCAAACUGCUUGCUAUGUGCUCGGGCUGCUUAAAUCCCUGCCUCUACGGAUGCAUGACGGAAACAAUGCGCCUCCUUAGGAGGCGAAUAGUAGUGCGCCUUCAAAGGGCUCGUCGUCACAGUCAAACUCAGUUCCGUGGCACUUUCCGCAGAUUUCCUAACCUCUUCACUUCAGAGAAGAGUCCCAUCAAGUCGUCGGGGCCACGAAAACACUGUACGUCGGUUUACAGUCUUUAUUGUUGUGGCUUCCAGUUUUUCGUGCAAACCGGCUUUCACCACCAGCAUGGACGUGCCAAGAAUCAUUAUGACCGAAAAACAAAGUCCGACGCUUCCGAACCACCGAAUUCCUCAACGUGUGAGCAAAAUCGCCACAUUCAGAGGGGAUCAGCAAGUGAGAAUACAUCAUUCCACUUUAGUGCGGAGCAAAAGGACCUUGUGACAGAUUUACAGCCCUCUGACUAUCAAGGUAUACGAAGCCAAAUUGGUAUCCAAAAACAAGAUCAUGGUGCACAGAGCCUAAGUCCAUUAAGCAUCACAUUUGUGAAUCGAGGAAGCCCAACUCUAAGCUCCGUGGAAUGCUCCACCAAGCGGACCAGUCUUCUUCCGUCUUCCUCUUAUGAAAAGACGCCGAGGAGCUCUUUUAUGACUGACCUGGCAAAGCAACACGAGAAAGGCCAUUCUAGCAUCAAGUUUGGGCAGCCAUUGUUAUGCCCAAUCCCCUUAACCCCUCAAGUUACUAUCUGCGAAGCACCUUUUCAAGGAGCAGCCCCAGUUUGUGCAAACAAGGAAACAGCGGUGAGUUCACGCACCUCCUCAGGGCCUUCAUUUACACAGAACUAUCACCAGAAGUUUGUUAACAUAGAAGUUCACUCACCACCGCCGUGUUACGCACCUGUAGUGGAAUCGCUAGGCCAUAGAAGUUCCUUCAGGGGUGCUACUAAAGCCCAUCGAACCCUGGCCCCUUUGGACGAGGUUUCAAACUGUGGAACCACCUUAGAAUCACCAGAAAUGGUGGAGUGCUCAAAGACUCAAAGGCAGACGAAAAAGACACCAGUUGCAGCUGGUGUUAAGCGGAGCAUCUCUACGAGCUUUGAGAAUGAGUUGUCACGGGCGUUGAUUGCCGGAAACCAAAGGCACGCUUUACUCUUAAGACGUCGAAACACGUACGCAGUCGUCGAGCGCAAGACUCCAACUAUUUCAUCGAGCACCAUGAAUGUGGAUGCCACUGCAAGUCAGUCGAUGCCAAGUGACGAUUUCGCCUACUUCCACAAAGUGGCCAUGGAGGAAGAGCGUUUCAAAGUGGGCUUGGCCCCAAAAAAUCACAAAAAACACCCAUUGCCACGGCCUCAUUUCUUGGCUAACCACGGAAGGGGAGCAUCAAGCCCAGUCGAUUGA
This is a messenger RNA of Mesocestoides corti, 2529 nucleotides long. The record is from the annotation of a GenBank genome assembly. Lineage: Eukaryota; Metazoa; Platyhelminthes; Cestoda; Cyclophyllidea; Mesocestoididae.